AGAUGUAUUUUUACAUUAAAUCAUUUGCCUAGAUGGGUGAAUUCAUCGUGGAAAAACAAUCCUAUCUAUAAAGAAUCUUUUUCCUGAGGUAAUAAUAAUGACGAUAUUGGAAAUGAUUACCAUUCGAGUUGUGUUCAUUUGUUUGCCUUCCUUCAUUUUGUCAGUCAAACUCAUAUCCUCGCUCUGAACUCUGAGAGUGAAACGUACGAGAAAAAUAUCAUCAUGCUUUAUGGUGAGAUGAAUUUCACUUAUAAACUUUUCAUCGAUUUAAUUGUAACUAUGUUAAUUGUGCUUGUGAUAAAAAAACUUGUGAAUUUCAUUAAAUAUUAUAACUGUUUCUUAAAACUUCCAAAGGAUCCUAAUUGUACAUUCCUAUUGGGCGAUUUACUUCACUUCAUACCUGCUAUAUGGGAUCAGAAAUUUUCUUCAGAUGCUGUGACCACUUAUAUGACAAAAAAUGCUUCUCAUCAUCAAAUCAAAUCGGGUAUACAUGGAGGUUGGCUUGGUUGGUGGCCUAUUGUGAUUCUACAUGAUUAUAAAGCCAUUGAGGCACUGGUUAGAGAAAAUGUUAUACAUAAACCCAUUUUCUAUAAAUUCACCGGACUCAGAGAGGGUUUGAUCUCUUCGGUUGGACAAAAAUGGAAAAUGAGACGAAAAAUGAUCGAACCUUUUUUCGUUAGCAAACAAACAAAAAAGUUUGCUAUCAUUUCUGACAGCGUUUUUGCUCCAAUGAUAAACGGAAACGAUUUCUGCGAAGAGGGAAAAUAUCUAACACUCGUCGAAAAACUUCAUUCAUCAACAGGUAACAUUAUUCUCAAUGCCACCGCAGGUGUACCGAUAGAAAAAGAACAAGAAGAGAAAAAUUUUCUUAACAAGACUAUGCACCUAAUGGAAACGAACACGAUGGCAAGAAUAUGCAAUCCACCUUUAUGGUUCGAUUGGAUUUUCAAUGUAACCAAAGCAGGUAGAAAAACCGUCAAAAUGAUGGCCAGAGUGUACAAAUUUCUUGACGAUUGUAUCAUAAGGAAUGAGGAAAUUUUGAAUGAGAGCGAUAAGUCUGGUCAAUCGGAUUCAUCUUCUUUCAAUUUCGUCAAAAUGUUGCUCACAUCUAACAAAGGAAAAAUCGAUUUAGAAGGAAUCAACGAAGAGCUGUUGACCGCAGUAUCCGCUGGACAUGAUAGCUCGGCCUUAACUCUUAACACGUUGAUGUUCAUUUUGGGAAACUACCCCGAUAUCCAAGAAAAAGUGUACCAAGAGAUUUCAUCGAUGUUUGGAGAAAACGAAUCGGUUAAUGAUAUUGAAAGGGUUAAACAUUGCGAGUAUCUUGACAAGUGUCUCAAAGAAUCAAUGAGACUUUAUCCUGCUGUACCUUUGAUAGCAAGAGAACUGGAGGAACCAAUUGAGAUAAAUGGUUACAAUUUGCCAAAAGGAUCAAUAUUAAUAUGUAAUAUUUUUAAUGUCCAUCGAGAUCCUCGAAUUUAUCCUGAUCCAACUCAAUAUGAUCCUGAGCGUUUCGAUCCAUCAAAUUUACCAAACAUUCCCAAAGGAGCUUAUAUACCUUUCGGAGUAAUACCAAGAGCUUGUACCGGGUCUCGAUUUGCAUUAAUCGAAAUGAAAAUUUUUCUUAUUCAUUUGAUAAGAAAAUAUAAAAUUUUCUCAGCUAAGAAACUCGAAGAAGUUUCUUUCGAAAUGGAUUUCACUUUAAAGCCUUCAAGCCCAUUGGAAAUCAUGCUUCGUAAACGAACCAACUGAUCGAUUUAUCUUAAUUAAAUCCAUAAUCAUCUUUUAAGUAAUUAAUAAGAAAAUAUAUUCUCUCUUAUUUUUGCCGUUCAAUUCAUUAAAUACAAAACUUAUUGGUCAAUUUAUUUAGUAAAAAAUAAACCAGGUAACAAAAAUCGUUACGAAGUCUUAUCCUUUUUUCAAGAUUUCAAUUCAUAAUAUUAAUAUUAUUAUAAUAAUAAUUAAUUGUUGGAAAUGAAAAAUCAAAGUAUGAAAAAAAACAUCAUUGACAAUCAAACAAAAAAUGUAGAGUCAUUAAAAUAUCAUUUAAUCACGAUUCUUGGAAAUUACAAUUACUUUUAGUAUCAUUAACUAGUUGUGUUUACUAUUCAAUCCUGAUUAUACAGUCGUGAAAAAUGAGUUUCGAAUCGAGUCGAAGUUGAAUUUUUAAUCAUUCGCACAACUUAUCUACGAAAAUCAAUUGAUAAUCUUUAUCACCAGUGAUAAGACUUAGAUGAUUUACUCAUUGAUUUUUCUAAUCUUGAUUGUUUAAUCUGUUAAUUUUUGUCACUACCUGUGCGAAUUGUCAAAAACCGUUAAUAAAAUAACGUUAGAUUUAUUUUCCUCAAUUAAAUUCAUUU
This is a messenger RNA of Panonychus citri (citrus red mite), 2360 nucleotides long. RefSeq names its product cytochrome P450 4V2-like. The coding region runs from base 223 to 1752 and encodes 509 amino acids. Gene Ontology annotation, molecular function: iron ion binding; monooxygenase activity; heme binding. NCBI's taxonomy places the organism in Eukaryota, Metazoa, Arthropoda, Arachnida, Trombidiformes, Tetranychidae. The record is from RefSeq and is a predicted model, not a curated record. The transcript has 4 exons.